CUCUCUCUCAGACAAAAUCAAUGGAGAUCGUCCGAACAAUUUCAGCCCAGAACGGACUUGGUUUCCAAGCAUCACGACCCAGCUUGGCCUGCCGUCGAGUGUCCCGUUUAAACCCUCUCACAAGAGUAUCAGCUUCGACUCAGACUUUAACAAUUGAAUCUACUCAGACCCACCUCUCCAACCUCGAGAAGCUACUCCAGAAGCAGGUCCCUCCGCCCUUACAAUAUAAUACACAGCCUCCUCACAAGGAUUCCGGUAAUGGGUCUUCACCGGAAAAAAUGGUCAGGAAUCUCUUCGAAAACUUGAAUUUGACAAAAAUUUUGCCAGAUAAUAUGAAGGCGGCGGCGGAGGAGAUGUCACCGCGACACAUGAACCGCUUGCAGCGCCUCCUCUCGAAAUCGCCGGAAUAUUCCCCAAGGAAUAAUCUCGGUAGUCGGUGGCGAGAAUACCACGGUUGUAACGACUGGGUCGGCAUCCUUGAUCCGUUGGAUGAGAAUCUCCGGAGAGAGAUUGUCAGAUACGGUGAAUUCAUCCAGGCCGCAUAUCAAACCUUCAACUCCAACCCCGCAACAUCAGACGACAAAGCUCCUCUGCCUCGGCAGGUGUCGUUGCCUGAUAAGUCUUACAAGGUAACAAAGAGUCUGUACGCCACGUCAUCGAUAGGACUGCCAUCAUGGGUGGAUGACAUGGCACCCGAUCUUGGCUGGAUGACACAGCGGUCCAGUUGGAUUGGGUACGUGGCGGUUUGCGAUGACAAGAGGGAGAUUUCACGGAUGGGAAGGAGAGACAUAAUUAUUUCGCUCCGUGGGACUGCCACGUGUCUCGAAUGGGCCGAAAACGUAAGGGACGUACUGGACCGGGUCCCUGGAGAGGAUAACUCUGGUCAGGUCCAACCGGCCAAGGUAGAGUGCGGGUUCUUGAGCUUGUACAAAACCCCCGGUUCAAACAUGCCAAGCCUAUCCGAAUCGGUGGUCGAAGAAGUACGGAGGUUAAUGGACCUCUACAAGGGUGAGACGCUGAGCAUCACGGUGACCGGCCACAGCCUUGGUGCGGCGUUAGCCCUACUAGCCGCCGACGAACUGAGCACAUGUGCACAGGAAAUGCCACCGAUCGCCGUCUUUUCCUUCGGCGGUCCUAGAGUCGGAAACCGGGCAUUUGCGAACCGGGUCAGCAAUAAUGGAGUCAAGGUGUUAAGAAUCGUGAACUCACAAGAUGUUAUCACGAAGGUUCCAGGGAUGUUCGUGUGCGAAGAACUAGACCAGAAACUGAGAGACAACGAAAAGGUGGCAGGGGUAGUGAACGUGUUGGAUAACAUGCCUUGGGCCUACUCACAUGUGGGGACAGAGCUCCGGGUGGAUAGCAAAAUGUCACCAUAUCUUAAACCAAACGCUGACGUGGCUUGUUGUCAUGACCUGGAGGCAUACCUUCACUUGGUGGAUGGUUUCAUGGCUUCUGACUGUCCCUUCAGAGCUAAUGCCAAACGAAGCCUUACGAGAUUACUUCAUGAACAAAGGUCAAACGUGAAGAAAUUGUAUAUAAGCAAAGCAAAGGACCUGAGAUUAAAUCUUGACAACUUGCAAGCAGUUGCAAUCCCAAGUUGUUUGCCAAGUCCAUCGUGACUGGUCAGCCAAGUUUGACCAUGAUCGAACCGGGCUGGUUGGCUGAGGCA
This is a messenger RNA of Telopea speciosissima, 1669 nucleotides long. Its product is annotated as phospholipase A1-Ibeta2, chloroplastic-like. NCBI's taxonomy places the organism in Eukaryota, Viridiplantae, Streptophyta, Magnoliopsida, Proteales, Proteaceae. Bases 21 to 1619 code for a protein of 532 amino acids. The transcript is spliced from 3 exons. Gene Ontology annotation, molecular function: glycerophospholipase activity. Gene Ontology annotation, biological process: lipid metabolic process. The record is from RefSeq and is a predicted model, not a curated record.